AUGUGUGGACGGUUUGCCAUGGAAUAUAAUGGGGAGCAGUUGGCUAAUCAAUUGAGGGAUGGGUUCCACCUGGAGAUCACUGAACCUGGAGAACAAAGGGAUAGUGGUCAAGACUUGGACAAAUCAUACAAUGUGGCCCCAACUAAUAUGGUCAACGUGUACUCUAUUGGACAUCAGUUGAAGAGUAUGAAGUGGGGGUUGGUUCCCAGUUGGAUCGUUCAUAGUAAGAUCGAUUCUUUCAAUAGCUAUAGGACCAUCAAUGCCCGGUUGGAGACAUUGACUAGUAAGAGGAUUUGGAAGAAAUGUGUGCAUUACAAGAGAUGCGUAAUACCUGUUAGUGGGUAUUAUGAGUGGCAGACGAAGGGGAAGGAGAAAAUCCCAUACUACGUGAGGAGGAAAGAUGGGGAAUUGACCUUUUUAGCAGGAUUAUAUGAUUCAUUCGACGUUGUGGAAGAAAAGAAGAAAGAGGAAGAGAGCAAACAAGUCAAGAAGGAGGAAAAGAGUGGCAAAUUGCCACUCUAUACGUUUACCAUAAUAACAGCAGAUGCACCUAAGAAUCUGAAGUGGCUGCAUGAUAGGAUGCCGUGUAUAUUGGUUCCUGGGACGAACCAAUGGGAUAACUGGUUCAAUACAGAGCAUACCGAAUGGGAACAGAAAGAACUAUCUGAAUUGCUGGAACCUAUCUAUGAUGAGACCACCAUGGAUGUCUACAGAGUGUCCAAGGACGUUGGUAAGGUGUCCAACAAGGGAGAGUAUCUGAUCAAACCUGUUCUGAAACGAGAGGGCAAUGGUGUCAAGACAGAAGAAGAGCCAGUAUCGAUCAAGAAGGAGUCUGGUCAGAAGAGGAGCAUCACAGACAUGUUGAGGAGCAGCACAAAGCGACAAAAGAAGUAG
This is a messenger RNA of Naumovozyma castellii, 894 nucleotides long. Its product is annotated as putative peptide hydrolase. The transcript has a single exon. Lineage: Eukaryota; Fungi; Ascomycota; Saccharomycetes; Saccharomycetales; Saccharomycetaceae. The record is from RefSeq and is a predicted model, not a curated record. Bases 1 to 894 code for a protein of 297 amino acids.